AAUUAAGAGUAAUGUGUGUGUCUCUUCUGACUUAUGAACUUUAUGUUUCAUUGCUACCUAGGUUUGCAGUUUAUACAGAGAAAGUACAUUUUUUUCUGCAUGCUUUCCUGCUUUGAGAGAUGGAGCCUGUCUCCCAUGGGACUUUGCCACAUGAGGAGAAUGUGCAGCGCAUGUGUAUGUCUGAUGUCUGUGUGCAUUUGUGUGUGUGUGUGAGAGAGAGAGAGAGAGAGAGAGAGAGAGAGAGAGAGUGGGUGUGCAUGUGUGCAAGCAUAAAAGAGACAAGCAGAGUGUAAGCUAGAGCAAAGAGGAUGCUGCUUCUGGAGGAAGACCGUGCUAGUGCUGCUUUUCCUUCCUGUGUUACAUGAUUUACUCCAGUGAGAUCUGACCUCUGCUUUGUGUCAUUUUCGGCACCGUCCCUGCUGGACAUCAUCAGCGGCUGGAAACUGGGCAGGGCUUGUGGAAGUGCUCUUCAUUUUGGCUUAUUUUUCACGUGUGUGUGCUCAGAGUCACGGAGAGACAGAGAGAGAGAGAGAGAGAGAGAGAGAGAGCAGGGCAAUGGAUACAGAGUGUAUCAUGCAUGUGCAAUAACUGAGCACCAGGAGCAGCAGGCAGAGUUGGAAGGGGGUGGGGGGGUAGAGUGAGAGUAAGAGAGAGAGUAAGCUCAGACAAAAGCUGCAGACUGUUCCUUCACCGACCACAAGCAGCAACAAAGACAAAAGGGGGAAAGCUGCUGAAGCUGGGGCUCAGGCUCUUUGCCUCAUUACUGCCAGGAUUCCAUGAAGCACGGGCAUCACGCAGAGGGCAAAUAGGAUGUCAGUGUCAGGGAAGAAGGAGUUUGACGUGAAGCAGAUCCUCAGGCUUCGCUGGCGCUGGUUCAGUCAUUCCUCACAGACAUCAGCAGGAAGCGGGGGAUACAUUCAGCAAGAUGGCUUUGACCACCGAGGUACACCGCUCCAGAGCCGCCUUAAGAGUCACUCCCGGGACAGAGGGGGGCUUCGCAAGAGCAACAGCCCCGCGCACAGCAUCCUGGCUCCAACCCCUGGCCCAACACCUGUCUAUGUCAGGCCGGGCAAUCAAUCAUGGCACCAGCAGAACAUCAUCCAGCACUUCCAAGCCAGCGAGGACUCGCCGAAAAACAGCUCACCUGCCACCGGCAGGAAGGAGGACGGCAAAAGCAGCCAGGAACAUGUGAAAAGCAACCCGGUGGAACCUUCCGAGGAGGAAACCACAGACAGGCUGAUUUUGACCAGUUACUCCAGGAUGAGCUCCAACUGCUCAGACGAGUUUUUCCAGGCCACAAACCAUGCGGAACAGACCUUCCGCAAGAUGGAGACUUACCUGCAGCACAAGCAGCUGUGUGAUGUGCUCUUGAUAGCCGGAGAUCAUAAAAUCCCUGCGCACAGGCUUGUCUUAAGCGCUGUUUCUGACUACUUUGCUGCCAUGUUCACCAACGACGUCCGAGAAGCGAAACAAGAGGAGAUCAAAAUGGAAGGUGUCGACCCAGAGGCCCUGAGAUCAUUAGUUCAUUUUGCAUACACUGGUGUCCUUGAGCUGAAGGAAGAGACGAUCGAGAGCCUAUUAGCUGCAGCGUGUCUUCUUCAGCUCUCACAAGUUAUUGAGGUCUGCUGCAACUUUCUAAUGAAACAGCUACACCCGUCCAACUGCCUGGGGAUCCGCUCGUUUGCUGAUGCUCAGGGAUGCAUGGAUCUGCUGAACGUGGCCCAUAGCUACACCAUGGAACACUUUCUAGAGGUCAUUCAGAAUCAGGAGUUCCUGCUGCUUCCUACCAUGGAAAUAGUGAAACUACUGGCCAGUGACGACAUCAACGUCCCCGAUGAAGAGACUAUUUUUCAAGCGCUGAUGAUGUGGGUUCGCCAUGAUGUGCAACAUCGGCAACAAGACCUGGGAGUUCUGCUUGCAUACAUUCGUCUACCCUUACUGCCACCUCAGCUUCUUGCUGACUUGGAGAACAAUAAAAUGUUUUCUGAAGAUCUGGAAUGCCAAAAGCUACUGAUGGAGGCUAUGAAGUAUCAUUUGUUGCCAGAGCGCCGGCCAAUGCUACAGAGCCCAAGGACCAAACCACGUAAAUCCACUGUUGGGGCACUUUACGCUGUAGGAGGAAUGGACGCCUCAAAAGGUUCCACAACAAUAGAGAAGUAUGACCUUCGCACCAACACAUGGAUCCAGGUCGGCAUCAUGAACGGCCGGAGGCUACAGUUCGGUGUGGCAGUUAUCGAUAACAAGCUCUAUGUGGUUGGGGGAAGGGAUGGCCUGAAGACGUCCAACAUGGUGGAGUGCUACGACCCGAUUACUAAAGUGUGGUGCACUAUGCCCCCUAUGUCAACUCACAGACAUGGGCUAGGGAUUGCUGUGCUGGAAGGGCCUAUGUAUGCGGUGGGAGGUCAUGAUGGAUGGAGCUAUCUGAACACAGUGGAGAGGUGGGACCCCCAGGCCAGACAGUGGAAUUAUGUGGCUAGUAUGUCCACUCCUCGCAGCACUGUGGGAGUCACUGCUCUUAAUGGAAAAUUGUUUGCUGUGGGUGGUCGUGAUGGGAGCUCCUGCCUGCGGUCGAUGGAAUGUUUUGAUCCCCAUACAAACAAAUGGAGCAUGUGUGCACCAAUGGCGAAGAGGAGAGGAGGGGUAGGUGUGGCCACAUACAACAGUUUCCUCUAUGCAGUCGGUGGCCAUGACGCACCCGCUUCAAACCACUGCUCUCGCCUGUCCGAUUGUGUGGAGAGGUAUGACCCAAAAACAGACACGUGGACCACGGUGUCGUCCCUCAGCGUGCCUCGUGAUGCAGUGGGAGUGUGUUUGCUCGGGGACAAACUGUAUGCGGUUGGUGGCUACGAUGGCCAGUCCUACCUGAACAGCGUGGAGUCCUACGAUGCACAGAAUAACGAGUGGACAGAGGAGGUCCAGCUGAAUAUCGGCAGAGCCGGGGCCUGUGUGGUUGUGGUGAAAUUGCCUUGAGCGCUGAGGCUUUCGGAGCCGUGCUCUUACAGCAGACACACCAGCAGUAGAGAACAAAAAAAAAAAAAAAAGAAAGAAAAA
Astyanax mexicanus (Mexican tetra) is the source of this 3051-nucleotide messenger RNA. It is a transcript of the gene klhl4, whose product is annotated as kelch-like family member 4. The record is from RefSeq and is a predicted model, not a curated record. Gene Ontology annotation, molecular function: protein binding. The transcript has 11 exons. Bases 811 to 2970 code for a protein of 719 amino acids. NCBI's taxonomy places the organism in Eukaryota, Metazoa, Chordata, Actinopteri, Characiformes, Acestrorhamphidae.